UAUAAUGUUUAUUCCCCAAAGCUAAAGUGAGAAAGGAGAACUUUUCUCUUGGGGGACCUUCCUCGCACAUCCUGUUGUGGUCUUUGUACCUGUUAUCAAGAUCACAAAAGUUCUGUCGUACGAUGUUAAAAGAUCAUAAUUUGACAACUCAACGGUCUUUCCACCAACUUGCACAAAAGAAACCAUUUCUUCCAUCUGCUGUAUGGCAUAAUGCAGUAAGAGGCAUGUUUAUUCAAACUCAGGACACACCAAAUCCAAAUAGUUUGAAGUUUAUUCCAGGGAAGGAAGUGCUGGAGUCAAGGACUAUGGAGUUUUCCACACCAGCUGCAGCAUUUUGCUCACCUUUAGCAAGGCAGUUAUUCAAAAUUGAAGGAGUUAAAAGUAUUUUCUUUGGACCAGACUUCAUCACAAUCACCAAGGAGAGUGAAGACCUGGAUUGGAAUUUACUGAAACCAGAUAUUUAUGCAACUAUAAUGGAUUUCUUUGCCUCUGGCCUACCUGUAGUUACUGACGAGGCACCUAGGACAGAUACAGCUGCAUCAGAAGAAGAUGAUGAAGUUGUACUGAUGAUUAAAGAACUUCUGGAUACAAGAAUAAGGCCGACAGUGCAAGAAGAUGGUGGUGAUGUUAUUUAUAAAGGCUUUGAGGAUGGGAUUGUGCAGCUGAAGUUGCAGGGUUCAUGCACCAGCUGUCCCAGUUCCAUCAUCACCUUGAAGAAUGGGAUACAGAACAUGCUCCAGUUCUACAUCCCUGAAGUAGAAGGCGUGGAACAGAGGAUGUAAUAUUGCCAUCACUUGUGGAAAGUUACCUACUUGCUCACUACCACUGUGCAAACAAUAGCAACAGAAAGAAAAAACGUGAGUUGUUUGUUAUAAAAAUUGUAUCUUUUAAAAUAAAUGUUAGAAGAUGAUCCUUAUCAGCUUUAGUAAGUAGAGAGACUAAUUAGCUUAUUUAGAAGUAAAAUUGUUCAGCCACCGUUAGUGGUCUGUUUAAACUUGCGAAAGAUGAUUUCUCAACGUAAUACUCCAACAUCAAGAUGAAUGUGCAGUGCUUAAGGGCAUAAAUUACAUUCGUAGGGUAGCAAAGAAAAUUAACGUGUUUACCUAUGCCAUAUCCUGUUUGCUCCUUCUGCAGUGCCAAAGGGCACAGCAUUAUAACUUGGCUGCCCUGGCUGAGUGAGGGAAGACGUGGCAGAGCAGAACACGUUCCAGUUUUAAAGACUAUGGGAAGAGAAAUAUUUAUUAGUCUGAAAUUGAAAUACGUAAAUCAGGCUUCGCAAGUACUUCUGUUUACUUGCCCACGUAGGACUUAAUUUCUUCCUGGUGCCUAGCUUUAGCAGAUGGCUUUGCUAAUGGAAAUACUAUUUCUUCUUUGUGCUGCCAUAAUUGAGCCGAGUUUGUGGUCAUUAUUUGGCUUACGGUUAUAAUCAUAUUCCCUGCGUGCAAGGAUUUGACAGCCUCCGGUAUGUUCCCCUCUUCCACUCCUCGCCAGUGUAAUUCCACUGAGUCCCUAAACAGGAUCAAUUAAGUCAGUGGAGAAUCUUUUAUAUAGCAUGCAGAUCAGCAUAUGGUAGCCAUAAACUUUGUAUUACUUGUUAGAAAUUUGAAAAUAAAUAUUUUCGCAAAAUAUUUCUUCAGCUUUCAUGGAGAGUAAUAACCUACAGUCAUUUAAAUUACCCACUCAGGAUUUGGAAAUUGGUUUGAAAUUAUCGUGUUUUCUUUACCCUGUUACGAAGUACGCGGUGCCUGAUCUUACAAGUGUACUGAUGACAAAAUUCCCCUCGAGGUAGGCUCAGACUAUCCAAAAGAGAGCUUGUGCAAACGUUAUCGCCAUGUUCUUCUUUGUCAGCAAACCAUAGAAUGGCGAGUAAUGUUUCUGGUUUCUCAAAAAUAGAGCUUUUUAGGCCUAAUUUGUCAAUUUAAUGUACUAUAUAAGCCAAAACUUAAACAGCAGAGUAGCUGUUUUGUGUGUUAAAUAAA
This is a messenger RNA of Haliaeetus leucocephalus (bald eagle), 1979 nucleotides long. It is a transcript of the gene NFU1, whose product is annotated as NFU1 iron-sulfur cluster scaffold. The transcript is spliced from 8 exons. Gene Ontology annotation, molecular function: iron ion binding; iron-sulfur cluster binding. Gene Ontology annotation, biological process: iron-sulfur cluster assembly. The coding region runs from base 123 to 782 and encodes 219 amino acids. NCBI's taxonomy places the organism in Eukaryota, Metazoa, Chordata, Aves, Accipitriformes, Accipitridae. Gene Ontology annotation, cellular component: mitochondrion. The record is from RefSeq and is a predicted model, not a curated record.